UCCCGUGCCACCAAGGCUGUCGGCCCAUCUGCCAGCCAGCCUCUCUGGACGACGGGCGGAGGAGUGAGGUUAAGCUACGAACUACAGAUUGAAGACGUGAGGUUGAGGUUGUCAACUGUUGAACGCCUCCGAAUGCGCCAAGUGUCCAGGAUGGCUUUGAUGCUGUGCAACUAGUCGUUGCUUUUUGCGCCAGAUAUAUUUAGGGUCGAAGAUCAUGGCCCGACCUCGCUGCCUCUGGCGUGGAUAACGAAUAACCAAGUAGCUAAUACAAACAGCUGGGACAGCGUUGUCUGGCGUUGAGUUUAUCUGGCAUUUGCGGCAGGACGACGGAGACGGAGAUUCAUCCGAUAACUAGUUUUAACCCUGCGAGAAGAAUCCGGCCGUUACGCAUGUGCGACAUUCCAUAGAAGCAUCCGCAAGACGUAGAAGCAGACGAGAAGGCGUCUUGGAUCCUCCGAUGGGCGCUUUUAAACUGCGUCCUGAGGCUGACCAGGCUGCUGUACUAUGCGCGCACUAUUUGUAAAUCCUGCGUCACUCCGUCAGAACUCGUCUGCAACGGUGAUCAGCCGCUGCUCUUUUUCUCAUCGCAGACCGCAUGUUCUGCCCAAGAGAGCCUAAUAGAUGAAGAACGCAGACAAGAAGAGAGGAGACGGAGGACAAGAAGAAUCCAGCAGAGUGUUGUCUGACGUCCAUUGGCCUCUGACUGGCAUGUCUGGCUCCCGCGACUCCUGCGACAGCGACGCCUUCAUCCUCGACGACUUCGACUACGACGGCGACGGCGAGCGCGCGCUCGGCGGCUACCAACGAUACAGCUACAGCUACAGCUACAGCUACCUGUUGAAUGGCUCGACGGCCUGGUCGUCUCGAAUACUGCGGCUGCUGCCCCCACGAUGGCGCCGGAAGUUUGCCAGGCGACACAGCAAGCCGGCCCCCAGGCUGUCACCGUCAGGCACAUAUAGGACCCUGCGAUGGCUGGUGACGGCCAGUCUCUGUCUGACAGCCGCCGUGGCACUUCUCUGGCCCUCCUACACCCACCGGCCGGCACACUACAACGAGCUGAAGCGCCUUGCAGUCGGCAGUGAGACCCCCGGGCGAGGGAACCCGCGCAACGAAAAGGUCUUCAUCGCCGCCAACAUAUAUGACCCGGACGGCAGCCUGGCACAGAGCCAGUGGAGCAGGAGUAUCCUCCAGCUGAUAGACCUCCUGGGCCCGGAGAAUUCCUAUCUCAGCAUCUAUGAGAACGACAUGAACGAGCAGGCACGGGGUGCGUUGCAGAGGAUGGCAGACGAGACUCCGUGUAACCACUCCAUGGUCACAGAGGAGCAUCUCGACACGGCUGGGCUGCUACACAUCACCCUGCCUGACGGGUCCAGGAGACUGAAGCGCAUCUCCUUCCUGGCUGAAGUACGCAAUCGUGCUCUGCGGCCAAUCAAUCAGGCUGGCAUGCCGAGGUUUGACAAGAUCCUUUACGUGAACGAUGUCUUCUUCGACCCCGUCGAUGCCCUCCAGCUGCUCCUUUCGACGAAUCUGGCCGAGGACGGUGGUGCCACCCGCUACCGGGCUGCCUGCGCAGUCGACUUUAUCAACCCGUUCAAAUUCUACGAUACCUUUGCCUCACGGGACCUGGAAGGAUACUCUAUGGGACUGCCGUUCUUCCCCUGGUUCACCACCGCGGGAAACGGGCAGAGCAGACGAGACGUACUCAGCCAAAGCGAUGCUGUCCGUGUUCGCAGCUGCUGGGGAGGCAUGGUUGCAUUUGAUGCGAAGUAUUUCCAGCACCAGCAACAACAGCAGCAUAACACAACUCGAUUCCGUGCCGAACCAGACCUCCUCUGGGAAGCAUCCGAGUGUUGUCUUGUACACGCUGAUAUCCAGGACCCGCCCUCCGCUGGCGGAGAGCCCUCUGCUGAUACAGGCAUAUACGUGAAUCCCUAUAUCCGCGUUGCCUACUCCCCCUUUACCCUCUCCUGGCUAGGCGUUACCCGGCGGUUCGAGCGGCUCUUCUCGCUGCCGCACGACAUCAUCAACCGCCUGGUAGGUAUGCCAUGGCACAACCCUCGCCGGACCGAGAAACCAGGCGAUCUCAUCGAGGAGCGCACCUGGGUGGAAAAUGAAAAGGGGGAAGGCUCCUAUCAGACCGUCAUCCGCGCUGCCGGCACUGGAGGCUUCUGCGGCAACCGAGCACUCCAGGUCAUGAAGCCGCAUCCCCAACCGAGCGAGAAGACGUGGGAGCUCAUAUCCCCUGACAUGUUUUGA
Trichophyton rubrum CBS 118892 is the source of this 2256-nucleotide messenger RNA. RefSeq lists its product as uncharacterized. Lineage: Eukaryota; Fungi; Ascomycota; Eurotiomycetes; Onygenales; Arthrodermataceae. The coding region runs from base 622 to 2256 and encodes 544 amino acids. The transcript has a single exon. The record is from RefSeq and is a predicted model, not a curated record.